Molecule: messenger RNA, 2037 nt
Organism: Vigna unguiculata (cowpea)
Lineage: Eukaryota; Viridiplantae; Streptophyta; Magnoliopsida; Fabales; Fabaceae
Source: RefSeq, a predicted model, not a curated record
CCGUUGCUGUAGUGCAGGUCAGUCACGCGUACAGUACAGCACAGGUGGUCCAACAUAAAGAGGAGAGGGUCGGGGUUGCGAUCUUUAAAAACCCUAACUCAUAAGAGAAAAGAAGACAGUCAUUUGCGGCGUUUAUUCUUGGAGGUGUUAUGAAUAUGUGUGGGUGUCUUGCUUCUACAUAAGAAAAAAUACUGUGAAGGAAUGGUUGACUUCAUCUCAGCUUAUUUUCACUGGAAUGAAAUUCUAUCACGCCUCCUUGGUUCAAAGAACUUUUUUCUGCAGAGUACUGGUUUCUUAUAUCGUAAUCUCAAGGAAUCUGGUUUCAUCCAAACACGGGAAUGUGUUGCAGCUUUUGGAGUUUUGUAGAGUGUUUGGAAAGCUGGUGUGAAAAUAUGCAAGAUGAAACUGCUUCUUCAUCUGAAGAAAAAUGGUUUGUCUAUGGUCCUGAGAAGAAGGAAGAGGUUGAUAAGUAUAUUCACUCAAGUCUCCUACUCCAAAUGGACGGUAGAUUGAACUUCGAGGAUGCUGUGGCCAGUUCUCCAAAGCGAACCGGAAAAUCUUGUCAUCAAUGCCGGCAAAAAAAGGAAAAUUUUGCUGCAACAUGCAAGAACUUCAAGAAAGGGAAACGUUGUCCAAUUAAGUUCUGCAACAAGUGCCUCUUGACCAGGUAUGGGGAGAAUGCUGAAGUGGUCGGACAGGUGGCUGAUUGGACAUGUCCCAAGUGCCGAGGCUGUUGCAACUGUAGCAUCUGCCAGAAGAGACGAGGUGAACAGCCAACUGGUCCUCUCUAUAAAAAUGCCAAGGAAUGUGGUUAUAUGUCAGUUGCAGAAAUGCUGGCAGUUAAGAAGGCUUCAAAAGCAUUAAAUCCAUCUGAAGCUACUUUCGAAGAGGAGCUUGAAGUUUGUAACAAUGGUGGUGAUAAUGUUGGUGCCAUGUGCCAAGGAGAAGUACAAAGGUUCCCAACAAUUGAGGAGGAACUUCUUUUGCCCCUGGCAUGGAAUUAAAACAAAUAUUUGUCAUCGAGUUACCAUCCAAAGAUGUUGGGGAUGCGUUGCAAAUUUUACAAUUUUGUAGAGUUUUUGGGAAGAUGAUUUUGCAGUUGGUCAAUUUCACCAUGGAUGAUAAUAUACGCUAGAAAAAAGGGUAUUAUUGUUCCAGGGUUAUCACGUGUUUUUUCACUGUUAUUCUUAUCGUGUUUCUUUACUGUUAUUCUUGUGUGUAAUUUUAAUUAGGUUCUUGAUCUCAAGGAAGGAGGAGAAGCUGAAGUCAUUUUAAAAGAAUUGCUUAGUAAAGGACAUAACUCCUUGCUAAUUGAAUUUCACAGUAUUGUUUGGGUUUUUUUUCCAGUAACUAAUUUUUUUUAGAUAUUUGAAUUAAUGUUUCCGUAUGGAUGACAUUUAAAGUGGUUGGAAACUUGUUUAAUAUGUCCAGGAAACUGAGGAGAUAUAUUAAAGAUGGAAACUCAAGAUAUGCAAAAAGAGUGAAAGAAGCAAAACUUAAGAUUGAUGCAAUAAGGAAAAGUGUCUUGAACGGAAGUUGCGGAAUGAGAAGGCAAAAGUUGUUUCUUCAACUGUGUCUCCCUUUCCAAUGAAGGAAAAAAUAAGAACCGAGGAUGAUGAAGCACACGCUAACAUGCUCAGGUUAAAGAGCACAAAUAAAAAAGGCUUUAGCAACAUUCAGAUAUCAACUGCAACUUCACCUGAAGAAAGCUGGUCUGUUUAUAGUCCUGCAGAGAUAUCAAAAUAUAUUUUCUCAAGGACUAAAAGACUUAAGAGCCGCAAGGUUUCUCACUGAAUCAAGUUCGCAGGACUUUUGAGCAUAAAUCUUCUUUCGGUGAUGGAGUAUUGGUUUUGGUGGAAAUCUUUCUCUGACGGUCCUUUUUAUCGAGGCUGCACAUGGGUUAUUUUAUUGUAUCAAUGAAUAUAAUUGUUUUGUAUUUUUUUUAGUGAAACACAAAAUGAAAUGAUUUUUUUGUCUUCUGUAUAUUUCUAAUAGUUUAAAUUUAAUAAAAAAAUUUAGAUCUUUUGUCUUGACCAA